Solanum tuberosum (potato) is the source of this 336-nucleotide messenger RNA. RefSeq lists its product as uncharacterized. NCBI's taxonomy places the organism in Eukaryota, Viridiplantae, Streptophyta, Magnoliopsida, Solanales, Solanaceae. The transcript is spliced from 2 exons. The record is from RefSeq and is a predicted model, not a curated record. Bases 1 to 336 code for a protein of 111 amino acids.
AUGUGGGCACUCAAGAACUUGAAUCUAGAUUGGGAUGUCGCAUCAAGUCAAAGGUUGAAUGAGUUUAAUGAGCUCGAUGAGUUUCACCUCAAAGCAUAUGAAUGUCCAGCCUUGUAUAAGGGCAAGAUGAAGAGGAUGCGUUUGUUUCCUAGCAAGCUCAAUUCUAAGUGGACUAAGACAUUCAUAGUGGUACAAGUGUUUUCACACAAAGCGGUUGAACUUGAGAAUAAGGAAGGAACAAGAUUUAAGGUGAACGUUCAAAGGAUUAAAGUCUACUUGGGUCAGCUGGAAGAAGUCAAAGACGCAAUCGAAGAAUGGGAUCUUGAUGAAGUUUGA